Molecule: messenger RNA, 3335 nt
Organism: Coregonus clupeaformis (lake whitefish)
Lineage: Eukaryota; Metazoa; Chordata; Actinopteri; Salmoniformes; Salmonidae
Product: cysteine-rich DPF motif domain-containing protein 1-like
Exons: 3
Coding region: 1301-1864 (187 amino acids)
Biological process (GO): G1/S transition of mitotic cell cycle; negative regulation of cell population proliferation; regulation of cell cycle
Cellular component (GO): nucleus; cytoplasm
Molecular function (GO): protein-folding chaperone binding; cyclin-dependent protein serine/threonine kinase inhibitor activity
Source: RefSeq, a predicted model, not a curated record
ACUGUAAGUCGCUCUGGAUAAGAGCGUCUGCUAAAUGACUAAAAUGUAAAAAUGUAAAUGGUGAUAUUGGAGACGUUGAACCCUGAACCCAACAUUGCCAAAUGCAGGACAGGUAUAAUUCCACAGAACCCUUCCCUAUCUCUCCCCACUCUUUCGGGAGACAAUUCCAAACAAAAAUCUCCUACCCUUUCUCCAAAAAUUGACACAAAGUGUCAUUCUAUGACUGUUCAUAGGAGACUGCCAUCCACUUUCUUUUGUCAUAAACCAAUAAAAUAUAGGUGCAUAAAGAAUAAUACAAAUAUUACUUUAUUCAAUUACCUAGACUAUUACUAGGUUAUUACUUUAGACAUGGCCACUUAUUAAUAACUAAAAAAAUAUAUUAAAUGUUUAUUAUCAUAAUGGGUUGAUCUGUUUAAAUUCUAAAAAUACAAUAUUCCUACAGCCACGUUCACCUUUAAGAAUUAAAUACGGGUGGUUCCAUGUUCUUAAACCAAUGAAGCUCAUUUUCUGUUUGAAUAGCCUUACCUGUCAAUCUUUUCCCCACACAAGUAGUUCCUCUCUAACGCCAUAUUGGGUACAGCCAGCGAGAGGAAGAGACUCCGUAGAAAAACAUCUGUCUCCCUCCAGCAGGGGGCUGUUUUCGUUGGUUCGCCUACCAAGCAAGGCGUUUUUUAUGGCAGUCAAUGAGAAUGUCGAAUUUGGUCAACAAAACAAUUAAUGGCUUAUUUGCUAAGUGAGGUUUAUUUGAUCGAAUAUAAGUUUCGUAAUGCUUAAGUUGUUACGAGUGCACUGAUAUAAGAAAGACACGUGACAUCCCGGCAACUUUAAGUUAAAACACUUUAUAUUGGAGUUGUCUCGAGAUGGCUAUGCAUAUUAAUGAAAUGAGGCUAAUAGCAUAGCACCUCUCCCCAUUCAGUACAGGCGGUUGACGUCAACAACCCAUUUAAAAAUGAUUACAAUAAUGAGAUGUAUUCACCAAUCCAAAGAAAGGAUAGGCGGGAGCUAGACAGCCCGCCGUGCCGAUUUGUGGGCAACGACUCCUAUUGUUAGGGCGGAGAGACUGGUACAGCACAGACGACUAGGUUGUUUUCUUCCAUUUGACUACGGAACUAAAAUAACUAAGCCUUCACUAGACGGGCAGAUUGUUUUUCGCUUGGAGGGGGAAUCACGUUCGCAGUUUUACGGAUCCUGAUCAUGCGUCUCUAACUUGUGAUCCAGGUCGCAUAUUUAAAAGGAAUACUUUUUUUUAUUUUUUUUAUAAACCGUCGCGACUUAAGGUCGUUUUCAUUUGUGAAACGAAAUGUCAAAUGUUAGUCUUUCGAAUGGGAGUCCGACGUUGGAAAGGGUGGAUCCGCGUCCGACGGAUCACACGAAGCCCCCGAUUCGCAGAAAUCUUUUCGGAUCGGUGGAUCACGACGAAUUUAGGAGGGAGUGUUUGGUUCAAAUGAAAGAGCUGGAGAAGGCUUCUAUUGACAAAUGGAAUUAUGAUUUCCUAAACGACGAGCCCCUUCCCCAGGGAGAUUAUAAAUGGGAACCCAUGAAAAGCAGUGACCUGCCUGACUUUUACACCAGACCGCCUCACAAGCGAGUCUGGUCCUCUGGAAAUGUGGACCAUAACGGGAAUCAUGAUUACCGAGUCCGACCGAGCUGUCCUGCGAACGGGGCUGAGCUAUCCGAUGAGACCGAGAAGAGCGAGAGGCAGGCGGAUUGUCACCACUCUCACAACGGGGCAAGGAAAAGACCUGCAAAUCCAGAACCCCAAAGUACAAGUAAAAAGUUGCAUUCCAGUGAAGAGGAUGAAGUUGUGUCAAAGUCAGUAGAGCAGACACCCAGCAAAAACGAUUCCAGGACACAUGAACACUAAUACCAAGCGCUGAGAACUCCUCCUUUUUUAUUGAAUACUGUACUUCAGGACCUGAAGAAGAGACGAGCGAUAGAAGAGGAGACAGGAUACAAAAUGGCCUGCCUUUAGGAGGGAGGGAGGCUGUGCAAGCACUGAAUAUUUACACUUACGUUUUGGCACUCAAUUUAAUCCAAUCGCCUCAAAAGCAGAAAAUGUAGCAGUGUGCAAAAAUGGGAUGUUUUUCCCUUUUUGCUCAGUUUUAUUUUUACUACGUAUGUUUAAUAUGUAUCACAUAAAACAUAAUAUUAUUAUGUUGAUAAAAUAAGUGUCUUGAAGAAUUGCUGUGCAGUUUUCAAAAAUAUAUUGUUUGUUUGUAAAAGUGGUCAUAUGAUAUCCUUGUUCAGGUAUAAAUGAUAGUUAUAAAUGCAGAUUAUUUCUAAGUCAGGGUUUUUGAGAGUAUCUCAUCAAAGAAUCAGUUGUUUCUAUUUUAUGGCUUUAUGCAGUGUUCAGUGGUAGUACAUAGUGUGAAGGCCUAUUAUUCAAAAGCUGGUCAUUAGGGUUGGGGUCAAUUCUAUUUCAAUUGAUGAAGUAAACUGAAAGUCAGAUUCCAAUCCAAUUUUCCUCAAUGCUUUUCAAUGAGCGAAAAUAUUUUGAAUUUUAGUUUACUUCCUGAAUUGACUGAAUUUGAAUGUAAUUGACCCAAUGCUACGCUAAGGUCAUACUGUCAAUCAGAAGGACUUCUAUGUUACAUGACCUAACUAGAUAAAAGUUUACAUGCAAAUAAUAUAUUAUUAUUACGUUUUCCUACUGCGAAAGGGAAAUAUCCUGCCAAAGUUUCAACAUUUGUCUUAUUUUUUGGGGGAAAUUAUUAAAUGAGUAGGGCUUAUUCACGGCAUAGUUAGACAUUAUUGGUAAAAGUUAGAAUAUAUGAGUUCCCAUUUUGCAGUAUUAAUUAUUAUUAUUAUGCCGCCCCAGUUUGUUUCCUUUAACGUAUUCAUAAUGUGGUCCAGUUUGACCAGAGUAGCCUACACUCUCAGAUGUGUUGUAACCACCUGGCACUUUGCAAACAUAAAUAUGUGAAUCAACAAUUUGCCUCUUAUUGUGUGUUGAAUUCAUGUUGAGCAUGACAUGGCACUAUAUAGACCACACAAAGGAAAUAAUGAUCAUCUUUGAGGAGGACAGACAGAUAAAAGUUACACUGCAUGUACAGUAUGUCUGUGUAAAACUUUGAAGUGUACCUUUUGUAUAUUUCCUUGUAAAAAUUAUAGUAACUUAUUUCUGUUCAGGUUUUUGUGGUUGUAUGGAUAUCCAAAGUGGCAUUUCUUGUGCAUUGUUAUGUAAAUACUUUAAAAAAUGUUUUUGGAUACAAAAGGUUGCUAAACUGAGCCUAAUUAAAAAUAUACCUGUAUAUUUUGUAUUGUUUCUCUGAAACCGGCAAUCAUUUGAUAAAACAAUAAUAUUGGGUUAAAUAAAAAAUGACUUAUUAUUUUCA